Ciona intestinalis (vase tunicate) is the source of this 528-nucleotide messenger RNA. RefSeq names its product thioredoxin domain-containing protein 12-like. Gene Ontology annotation, cellular component: endoplasmic reticulum. Lineage: Eukaryota; Metazoa; Chordata; Ascidiacea; Phlebobranchia; Cionidae. The record is from RefSeq and is a predicted model, not a curated record.
AUGAUUUCGGUCAGUUAUGGUCAAAACGUUUUAAAAGUAUUUAUACUUCUUGGUUUGAUGUGCAAAGUGUUUUCCACAGUGCCAGCUCCAUUACCAACUACAAUUGAUCAUGGCCUGGGUGGACAUAUUAACUGGACCACAUUGGAUAAAGGAAUAGAAGAUAGCGUCAAAACCAGGAAGCCAAUCAUGAUGAUCAUUCAUCAAACCUGGUGCAAAGCUUGUCGAGAUUUGUUGCCUAGAUUUCGAGCCAGCGAAUCGAUUUCUGAAAUGGCGCAAUAUUUUGAAAUGGUAAACGUAAUUGAUGAGGAAAUACCAGAAGACGACGCGUUUGCCCCCGACGGCGGCUAUUUCCCACGUAUCUUGUUUAUUGGGCCAGAUGGUGACGUAAGAACUGAUAUUCAAAAUCCGAGAGCGACAAAAAAGUUUUUGUUUUAUCAUUACGACACUGAUACAAUUGAACUUGCUAUGAUGAAGGCACUAAGAACAUUCUAUCAAUUUUCGGACGACGAUGAUGACGUUGAAUUGUAA